Aspergillus calidoustus is the source of this 3651-nucleotide messenger RNA. The record is from the annotation of a GenBank genome assembly. Lineage: Eukaryota; Fungi; Ascomycota; Eurotiomycetes; Eurotiales; Aspergillaceae.
CAAAGCCCAUUGACCACCACCUUGUCCGUUUCUCGCCUCUCAUUCGAUGCGGCCGCCCUUUUUUUCUCCUAUCCAUGCCAGCGUCUCUUUUUUCGCCUGAUAGCGCCGUCUGCUCAGGGUUCGGCGACCAAACUCUCUCUUGCCCAUCCCUUCGCAUCCUUUCCAUUUCGGUUUCCUCUCUCAUGAUUAUCAUCUUGUCUUAUUUUUAUCGCCUUGUAUAUUGCGACUAAUUUUCGAUUCUGCGAAUCAUGGGCCCUGCCUGGGACUCUCCGCCUGCGCCUGGCGCCCGGGCUUCUUCCACUGUCGCAACGGGCGCCUAUCAACUCCAUCAAUCUGAAGCCACUACUGACCCUGGCCAUCCUCCCUCGCCCAGGUCUUCCAAGACCGAUGCUGCUCUCGUGCGCAGGAAACCACUGCCGCCCACGGCCUCUCCUGUGAUCCCAACUUACUACUCGCGUCGAUCUGGGCAAUCCGGUUCCUCUCGUUCCUCCAUCCCCUCCAAUCCCCCCUUCUCCCCAGCGGGACCUCCACCUCGUUCUUCUUCUCUUCAGUCCCCUGUCUCUCUUUCUCGAUACUCUGGGGAGAGCUCAUAUUCGCAUCACUCCUCCUCUUCUGUAUACAAUCCCGCUGCUGCGACCUCACCUGUGCAUGGGGACCCGCCGCUCUUCGCUCGCAGGAACUUUGAUAGGUUUCCCCGGGGAAGUCCUCUCAGAACUCCGCUCCGUAUAGAUACCUCCGCCUCUGCUGUGAAUGGAGACGGAGACGAUAGCGACGAUAGCGACGACGAUAUAACUCAUCUAUAUAAAUCGCAGUUUACGAAUGGGACGCCCGUGCAUAGCCGUCUCGUCAGCGAACCGUUCAUUCCCGUCCUUCCCUCUCCUACCUCCUCCACACACCACAAACGCCCCAGAACUAUGGCCUUACACCCUCCGUCAAACCGUCCACCACCCUUGCACAUCGACUCCAGUGCUCGGAGCAUGUCCUUCCCUGUGAACGACCCUCGGCAACCGAAAACACCUGGGAACAAGAUCAGCUCUUUCUUUGGCUGGAGGGCUACCACUACAUCCCCUGGUGCCGAGUCUUCAAGUACGGAAAUUUCAGACACCGGUCGAUCUCCACUGCCAUCACCAAUGCCGCCUUCAAUACCCAGUACCUCAUAUUCCAUCACGCCAUCUACAUCAAUACCUUUCGAUCCCACGGCCAGACCCAACGGGAACUACCCCGUACGCAAUGGCUCCCUCAGUAGCGCGAGUCUGCUAGAAACCGCCCCCUCCGCCCUGGUGGCGGAAUUAGAAAAUGAGCUGCGGGAAAUCAGCUCGGAGCUGGCGGGCUCGAUUCGGCGGGAAAUGGAAUUGGAGGACUUGGUGGAGAGACUGCAAUCAGAAAUGCCUUCGGAUGCUCCGAACCGGCGUACUAGUGAUUAUUUCUCGGAUUCGGGAACUAGUUCCAUUCGAUAUGCGUAUGAAUCGGGUGGGCGGGUCGAAGAUAUAGAAAAGUAUAAGCGGGCCGCGGAGCAGGAGCGUGCUCAACUCCGGGUCGACCUUGGCCAGAAGCUGCAGGAAGAGCGAGCUCGCCGGACUGCGUCGGAAUCGCAUGUCCAGAUACUAGAGUCGCAGGUUACUCAGCUGCGACGCGAAAGGACAGAAAACUCGGAUUUGUCCUCUAGAGCACGCGAACUUGAAAGUGCAUUAGAUAGUACCCGGCGUAAACUGGCCGAGGAACGACAGAUCAAGGAUAACUUUGAAGAUCUGCUAACAGCCAUGCGGGUCGAGCUCGAACAACUCCGGACCGAGCGGGACCUACUCCGCGAAGGCAAGACCCUCGCGGAUCCGGCGGAAGUGCAGCGGUUGAAAGAGGAAGUGGAAGCUCUGAAAAUCGAGAACGCCGCUCUCUCGCAACUACAAGGGAGCCGAUUCGCCUCCAUCGCAGAAGAAGAUAAUGUGCCAGCGAAACGACAAAGCGCGUUUGGACUAUCACGAUCAAACUCUUUGGCCCGCAUGCCUCCGAAGUCGAACGCCUCGAGGCCUGGUUCCCUUUCUCGCUCUAACUCAGUGUCGGCCAAGGACCGCGACACCCGGGAAUCCCUGGCGGACCGGGUCGAGGGUGCCGAGGCGCAGCGUGAUGCUCUUCAUGGAGCCCUGAAGCGCUUGCUUGAACGCCAAGCAUAUGAAUCUCGACAGAAUGAGAGGCGCAUCCGAAUAAUGGAGAUGGAGUUGGCUCGUAUUCAGGAGGCCGGCUCUCCACGCCGCAUCGGCUACGAGCGUGAGGUGCGCAAUCUUCGUGAUGAGGUGAAUCACCUGCGAAUGCGCGCCGAAGAUGCCUUGGACCAGAAGUGGCAGUGUGAGAAGGGCUUGGCAGGACUGAAGAUGGAUCUGGAUCGCGCAGAACAGGAGACUGCUUCCUUGCGGAUUCUUCUACAAGAACAUGAUAUCGCCGUCCCAGAAGAGAUCGAGGGAGAGCGCGAUGCAUUCGCCGAAGUCAUCGCUACCUCUUCGUCUCUUGAGUCUGCAUACCAGCAACUGCAGGCAGACCGCGAGCACGCGGAAGCCAGCGUUGCACACUCCCCACACGGAGAUACAGAGGAGCUAGCGCAAUCUGUCAGCCGAACGGAUAUGCUCGCACAGCACGUCCGCCAGCAACUGGCAAGCAACACUGCCCUCCGCAAGCGCCUCGCAGACGCCAUCGGCAAGGGCGAACAAGAUCAGCAGCUGUCCGCCAUUCGCAUCAACGAAAUGCAAGCCCGCCUCAAGGAGAUGGAAGACGCGCUUCUCAAUGCCCAGCAACACGCCGAGGACGAAAUGGUCCGUCACGAAGACGAAGUCCGCCAGAUCCAGGAGAGCCACAACGCCCAGCUUCUCCGUAUGAGGAACGGCUCCCGCAGUCCCGCUGCUCUCUCGCCUAUUCCUCCUAGCACUCCCUUUAUCACCCGCUCCCCGCGUCUCGACAAGACCACCAGCGGUGACGGCAUGCCUCUGAACCAGGCUGUCAAGUCCGAGACGCUCGACACACGAGUCAAGGAACUCGAGAAGCUCCUCCGCCAGGCGGAUCGGGAGAUGGGUGAAGUCGUCAGCCGCAUGAACCGCGCCCAGAUCGAUGUGGCGGAACUUCAAUCUGCUCGUGACGAGGCGCUCCGUGAAACCCGCCGUCUCCAAGCCGCCAUCCUUAAUGAACGCGAGGUCUUCAAGAACCUUCUCGGCCGCAACUGAACGAUAUCCCUUUUACAUACAACACCUUAUCCAUCCUACCCUGACCUCGAUUAAUACCUCUUCAUUUCUCUUCUCUUCUCAUUUCAACUCUGUACAUUGACUCGGUUUGGAUUCGAAAGACUAUAUAUCCCUGGGACCGGUACCGGUGUUUUUCGGUGUUUUAUCCCUCUUCUUGGUUUCCAUCAUACAUUCAAUUUUGGGCUUGGCUAUCUCUGAUUCUGUUCUGUUCUAUACCGUCCGAGCCGGUUGACCAGCCGACGAGAGUUUUUGUUUUGUUUUGUUCCGACUUUUUUUGGCAACGUUGUAUAUAUAUGCUUGUUACGAGCACCACGACGUUUCUGCUCUAAUGUCUGUAUAUAAUUGAGCUAGUCUUAGUAUCUAAUCGCGAUAUACAGGAUGAUAGAUUGGCUAAUUAUUCAAAAAUUUAUCUCCGCUUGGUGAUUAC